UGCGGACAUUUCAGUCUGAAACUCGGUCGAGUAAUUUUCGUUGUCGGCUUAAGUGCGCAAAAAUUUUUAAGUAAAUUAUUCCAUUUUGAGAAUUCCGCAUAUAACAGGGGGAAAAGAAAAUUAUAAACGCUUUCCCUGCGUUUUUUAGUGAAAGUGUGUUUAUAAAAAAAGAACAAACAAAAUGUCAGACAGAAAGGCUGUUAUCAAGAAUGCGGAUAUGUCUGAAGAGAUGCAGCAGGAUGCUGUCGAUUGUGCAACUCAAGCUCUGGAAAAGUAUAAUAUAGAAAAGGAUAUAGCAGCAUUUAUCAAGAAAGAAUUUGAUAAAAAAUAUAAUCCAACGUGGCACUGCAUUGUAGGACGUAAUUUUGGAAGUUAUGUGACACAUGAAACUAGACAUUUUAUAUAUUUCUACCUAGGUCAGGUAGCCAUCCUUCUCUUCAAGAGUGGAUAAGCUGAUUUCUAUUCUCACAUCUUUCCUUUCUUCUUUCCUCCUUUUCCUUACUGAUACUAUACAGAACACGAAAUUACCGUACCAUGUGUAAAAACCAACUGCAUUAUGAAUAUGAGAUUUGCUUUAAAAAUAGUAAAGCAUACUCCUAACGAACAAAGUAAAAAAUAUCAACAUUAUCAAUUUGACAUUGUUAAUAGCUAAGUAUUUGAAAAAAAUAGAUUGAGAAUGUAUGUAGAAAAAUCAAAGGGUAGGAAACUAUCUGAAAUUAUUGGCAUAUUACCUAAUAUUUUGAAAUGUAUAGUAAAUGCUAAAACUUUGUUGUGUUCUUGUUUUAUAUUAGGUAAGUACGUGAGGUCGAAGCUAGGAAUUCACUUGGACCACGCCGACUAUCCCACACGCACACUACACAAACGACUGUGACGUAUAUGAAAGAGCGAACGUCACUAUGCUUCUGACACGCUUCCACUUGUAAGCAAAAGUUAAAACUCUGCAUGUAUAUCAUGUCUCAAUACGUUUGUAAAUUAGAAAAUCAGUGUUCCUGAGAUGCACAAAAAAAAAGGAGUAUUAUACGGAAAUUACAAAUUUACGUGAAAUACUACAACAACAUAGAAUAAUAUGGGACAAAUUGAUUUCUAUUCAAUUAUGUAGAACGUAAAAAGAUCUAUUUCGAUAUACAUAUAUGGCGUGGCGUUAUAUAGUCUUGCGUGAAUCUAGUGGAUUCCUAUCUUAAGUUCCAAUUUAACAUUCAAGAUCCUGUAUAAAUAUAUACACACAGAAUAGACUAUUUCUUAUUUUGGACGAAGCAAGGAACAUACGUAUAAUUUCUAGUCCCCUUAUACAACAAUGGACGAAAGUCAAGUGGAAUGUAAUUUCCUGCGAAUAUGAAAAUUGAAAGUUAUCUUACUAAAAAAUGUUAUGCAUCAAAUGAUUAAACUAUUUCUUUGUUUUUCAUUGUGACAUUUCGUUUAGGUUAAGUUAAUAAUUAUACAAGAUUAUUUGUACCAACAAAACUUGUUAUCAAAUUUUGAUAACUUUUACCAACAUGUUAGCAUAUGCAGCACUACAUUAUGAUAUUUGAAUCAUUUGUUUCCUACCUGCACACAAUAUUUUAUAUUUUACAUAUAACGUCACAAAAAUUUUAUCUCUCAUGCCACUACUCUUAGACAAAUGCUCGAAAUCGUAUCUCUUAUUCUGCCCAUUUUAGUUUGUAUGUAACAUUUAAUACUUCGUAUUAUGGUACUUAUACAUGAUAAAUAAAUAACUAUACAUACUAUUUA
Vespula pensylvanica (western yellowjacket) is the source of this 1728-nucleotide messenger RNA. Its product is annotated as dynein light chain 2, cytoplasmic. Gene Ontology annotation, biological process: cilium assembly; microtubule-based process. Gene Ontology annotation, cellular component: cytoplasmic dynein complex. Gene Ontology annotation, molecular function: dynein light intermediate chain binding; dynein intermediate chain binding. Lineage: Eukaryota; Metazoa; Arthropoda; Insecta; Hymenoptera; Vespidae. The record is from RefSeq and is a predicted model, not a curated record. The coding region runs from base 182 to 451 and encodes 89 amino acids. The transcript has 3 exons.